AUGGACAUCAACACCAAGGUGAAAAAGGUUUACAACAGGAGGAAAGCAAUUAGCAGUGGGUGCCUUGCUGAUGAACACAAACAUAGCGUAGUGCACACUGGAGAGAAACCCUAUGAAUGUCACACCUGUAGGAAAGCCUUCACUCAGCCAUCUUCUCGUUCCUCACAUGGGAGAAUACACACUGGAGAAAAGCCCUAUGAAUGUCGCACCUGUGGGAAAGCCUUCAAUAAGCCAUCUCAGCAUGCCAGACACGAGAGAACACACACUGGAGAGAAACCCUAUGAGUGUCGCACCUGUGGGAAAGCCUUCACUGAUCCAUAUUCUCGUUCCUCACAUGAGAGAAUACAUACUGGAGAGAAGCCCUAUGAAUGUCGCACCUGUGGAGAAGCCUUCACUUACUCAUAUCAACGUGCCACACACGAGAGAACUCACACUGGAGAGAACGCCUAUGAAUGUCGCACCUGUGGGAAAGCCUUCACUCAGCCAUCUCACCGUGCCAGACACGAGAGAAUACACACUGGAGAGAAACCCUAUGAAUGUCACACCUGUGGGAAAGCCUUCAGUGAUUCAUCUCAACGUGCCAAACAUGAGAGAAUACACACUGGAGAGAACCCCUAUGAAUGUCGCACCUGUGGGAAAGCCUUCAAUCACCCAUCUCACCGUGCCCGACACGAGAGAAUACACACUGGAGAGAAACCCUAUGAAUGUCGCACCUGUGGGAAAGCCUUCACUGAUUCAUCUCAACGUGCCAAACAUGAGAGAAUACACACUGGAGAGAAGCCCUAUGAGUGCUGCACCUGUGGGAAAGCCUUCAAUCAGCCAUCUCAGCGUGCCAGACACGAGAGAACACACACUGGAGAGAAGCCCUAUGAAUGUCGCACCUGUGGGAAAGCCUUCACUGAUCCAUCUUCUCGUUCCUUACAUGAGAGAAUACACACUGGAGAGAAACCU
This is a messenger RNA of Perognathus longimembris pacificus (Pacific pocket mouse), 951 nucleotides long. Its product is annotated as zinc finger protein 345-like. The annotation marks the transcript as partial. Lineage: Eukaryota; Metazoa; Chordata; Mammalia; Rodentia; Heteromyidae. The transcript is spliced from 2 exons. The record is from RefSeq and is a predicted model, not a curated record.